AUGACAACCAUGGCCUGUCCGCCCCGGCCGAAGCUCGACAUCAGUCACCAAUCCUCGUUCGCCAUACCCGUUCCCCAGGCGCACACCGACGAUCGCCAAACCACUGUGUGA
Molecule: messenger RNA, 111 nt
Organism: Colletotrichum orchidophilum
Lineage: Eukaryota; Fungi; Ascomycota; Sordariomycetes; Glomerellales; Glomerellaceae
Exons: 2
Coding region: 1-111 (36 amino acids)
Source: RefSeq, a predicted model, not a curated record